This is a messenger RNA of Amphiprion ocellaris (clown anemonefish), 1943 nucleotides long. Its product is annotated as solute carrier family 2, facilitated glucose transporter member 1-like. Gene Ontology annotation, biological process: response to insulin; monosaccharide transmembrane transport. The coding region runs from base 152 to 1633 and encodes 493 amino acids. The record is from RefSeq and is a predicted model, not a curated record. NCBI's taxonomy places the organism in Eukaryota, Metazoa, Chordata, Actinopteri, Pomacentridae. Gene Ontology annotation, molecular function: hexose transmembrane transporter activity. Gene Ontology annotation, cellular component: apical plasma membrane; basolateral plasma membrane. The transcript is spliced from 10 exons.
CUGAAAAGACUUGUUUACGUUGAUGCUGGGCUAAAUGAUGUGUACAGACCAUCGUGACAACAGUUUUUUUUAGGAAGUAGAUUAUAUUUACCCGACGGAUUAUUCAAGAUUUUUUCAGUGUGGAAGUGAAAUCUCCCGUUUGUGAGCCGGCAUGGAAUGUGGUGGCAAGGUGACACCCCAGCUCAUGAUGGCUGUUGGGACAGCUGUAAUUGGCUCUCUCCAGUUUGGUUACAACACCGGUGUCAUCAAUGCUCCUCAGAAUAUCAUUGAGGGAUUCUACAAUGAGACAUGGAGCAACAGAUUUUCAGAACCCAUUUCUCAAACCACUUUAACAGCUCUGUGGUCACUCUCCGUGGCCAUCUUCUCUGUGGGAGGAAUGUUCGGCUCGUUCUCAGUUGGCCUCUUCGUCAAUCGGUUUGGCAGGAGGAACUCCAUGCUCAUGGCCAAUGUCUUGGCCUUCAUUGCUGCCACAUUUAUGGGCUUCUCCAAGCUGGCUGCUUCCUUUGAGAUGCUCAUCAUUGGACGUUUCAUUGUGGGUCUCUACUCUGGUCUCUCCACUGGCUUUGUGCCCAUGUAUGUUGAGGAAAUCUCACCCACAUCUGUCCGGGGAGCAUUGGGCACUCUGCAUCAGCUUGGUGUAGUGAUUGGCAUUCUAAUGGCACAGAUUUUUGGGAUUGAGUCUAUUAUGGGGAAUGCCUCCCUGUGGCCCCUGCUGUUGGGUUUUACUCUGCUGCCAGCCGUGCUGCAGUGUGCCCUGCUGCCCUUCUGUCCUGAGAGCCCCCGAUACCUCCUCAUCAACUGCAACGAAGAGAGCAAAGCCCGUAGUGUCUUAAUGAAGCUACGGGGCACUGAAGAGGUGAGUGAGGACAUGCAGGAGAUGAGGGAGGAGAGCCAGAAGAUGAUGAGGGAGAAGAAGGUCACAAUCCCUGAUUUGUUUCGCUCCCCCACCUACCGCCAUCCCAUCUUCGUUGCCAUAAUGCUGCAGCUGUCACAGCAGCUCUCUGGUAUCAAUGCUGUGUUUUACUAUUCGACUGGGAUCUUUGAGCGAGCAGGUGUGUCCCAGCCUGUCUAUGCAACCAUAGGUGCAGGAGUGGUCAACACUGUCUUCACAGUAGUUUCUUUGUUUGUGGUGGAGCGUAUGGGCAGGAGACCCCUUCACCUCAUCGGUUUGAUGGGAAUGGCAGUUUCAGCGGUUUUUUUGACCAUUGCCAUGGCAUUGUUGGACCAGCUUAGAUGGAUGUCCUAUGUCAGCAUUGCAGCCAUCUUCAGUUUUGUAGCCUUUUUUGAAAUAGGCCCCGGCCCCAUCCCCUGGUUCAUAGUGGCUGAGCUCUUCAGUCAGGGACCUCGGCCUGCUGCCAUUGCAGUUGCUGGUUUCUCAAAUUGGUCCGCCAACUUUUUAGUGGGGAUGUGCUUCCAGUAUGUUGAGCAACUCUGUGGCCCUUACGUCUUCAUCAUCUUCAUUGUCCUGCUGCUUGGCUUCUUCGUCUUUACCUACUUCAAGGUGCCAGAAACCAAGGGCCGCACCUUUGAUGAAAUUGCAGCAAGUUUCCGCCAGUCUGCUGGUGCAGGUUCUGACAAAUACUCAGCUCCCGAAGAGUUUAGCACCCUCAGGGGUGAUGACCCAGACCUUUGAAAGCUGCUACAUUACAUUAUUAUUAGUAUUAUUAUUAUGAGGUUUAGUCUUAAUACAAACUGUAAAAAAAUGAAGACACAUAACCUGACAGAGGACAUCAACACUUGUUUGUUUUCAGUGCUUACCAUAUUGAUAAUAAUGGCAUCCAGUUGACUUCUAAAAUGAAGCAAGUGACUAAACUGAGAGUGCUGUGCUGCAGCAUAAAAAACAGGAUAGAUUUAGUAUGCAUGUAUUUGGCAGUAACUUUGUUAUUCCAAACUAAAAAAAAAAAAUUAAACCAUUGGGUUAUUUGUCUUUUUUAGUAUAUAUA